Molecule: messenger RNA, 2767 nt
Organism: Sycon ciliatum
Lineage: Eukaryota; Metazoa; Porifera; Calcarea; Leucosolenida; Sycettidae
Product: argininosuccinate lyase-like
Exons: 20
Coding region: 474-1907 (477 amino acids)
Cellular component (GO): cytosol
Molecular function (GO): argininosuccinate lyase activity
Source: RefSeq, a predicted model, not a curated record
UGCGCGACUGAUGGAAAAAUAAAUCAACUGUCGUCUGUGUGCUUUUGAUGGUUUGCCACAUGCAGAGUAACUCAAGCGGUGUUUCCCCUUUCGGCAACACUUCGUCGAGAUCCAGUUCACCGCAGCCUGGUCCUUACUUUACUCGUGCACUCAAACACUCGUGCAAGUCACGGUAAUAUCCAUCGUCCAUCCCGAAAGAUUUCAGCGGACUCCGUGGCGCAACGGUAGCGCGUCUGACUCCAGAUCAGAAGGUUGCGUGUUCGAAUCACGUCGGGGUCAUGCAAACUUUUUUCUUCUCCUUCAAGCCAGCUUUCACUGUCUCUGCAGAUCAGAGUGCAGGAUGAGAUCGAGACAUGAUCAGCUUGUGUCUGGCGCGAGCUGGACUUGCAUUCAAACUAAUUUUUAUCUUCACAUAUUAAAAUAUCUUUUUGUGUUUCUUCCCCCGCCUCUGAGUCCUGGCGAAGCUGCUCUUGAUGUCGGACAUGGAUGCUGAAAACUCAGAAAGAGAGGGCGGCGCUAAGCUAUGGGGUGGUCGCUUCACGUCCGGUGGGGCCGGCACCAACGCCCUGAUGGAGUCGUUCAACGCGUCGAUUCGCUUCGAUCGCAGGAUGUGGCGCGAGGACAUACAGGGUAGUAAAGCAUACGCUACUGCCAUCAGUAAGGUGGGCGUCAUCACGCCUGAUGAAUGCGAGCAGAUCCAAGCAGGUCUGGACCGCGUUGCUGCUGACUGGGAGCAAGACCGCUUUGACAUACUGCAGUCGGACGAGGACAUUCACACUGCCAAUGAGCGGAAGCUGCGGGAGUAUAUUGGUCAGGUGGCACUGAAGUUGCAUACUGGUCGUAGCCGAAAUGAUCAGGUCUCCACCGACAUGAGGUUGUGGGUUAGACAACGGGUGGCUGAGCUGCGUGGCUACCUGGUGGAAUUCAUCGGCGUGUGUCGCAAGCGUGCUGAAGAGGAGAUAGAUGUUCUGAUGCCCGGCUACACGCAUUUACAGCGCGCCCAGGUUGUUCGCUGGAGCCACUGGGUGCUGAGUUUUGCCUGGCCUAUGAAACGCUAUGUGGAGCAGCUUGACGAGAUAGCGGCGCGUGUCAACGUCAUGAGCCUUGGAAGCGGUGCUAUUGCCGGAAAUGCUUUCGGCGUGGAUCGGGAAGCUCUUGCUGAAGACCUCGGUUUCAAUGGUGUGACUGAGAACAGUAUGGAUGCCACUGGGGACCGCGACUUUGUUGCUGAGUUUCUGAUGUGGUCAUCCCUGGUCAUGGCACGCCUCAGCAAGUGGGCCGAGGACCUGCUGUUGUUCAGUAGUAAAGAGUUUAAUUUUGUGGCCAUUGCCGACCAGUACAGCACUGGGAGCAGUCUGAUGCCGCAGAAGAAGAAUGCCGACAGUCUGGAGUUGAUCCGCGGCAAGGCUGGACGUGUAUUCGGACAUAGCUGUGGGUUCCUCAUGACACUGAAGGGCCUGCCGAGUACGUACUGUAAGGACUUGCAGGAGGACAAGGAGAUGUUGUUUGACGGAAUGGACACGAUGCAUGCCAUUGUGCAGAUUGCUAGCGGGGUGCUGGCCACGCUGACGGUUGACAGCGAGAAGAUGUCCUCGGCUCUGAGUCCGGACAUGCUGGCCACCGAUCUAGCCUACUAUCUGGUCCGCAAAGGUGUACCGUUCCGUGAUGCUCACUCGUUGUCCGGCUCAGCCGUGGCUCUGGCUGAGAAGUCUGCCAUUGCCCUGUCCAGCUUGACAGUGGAGCAGCUAAAGACUAUCAGUGAGGUAUUUGAAGACGACGUCCGGUCCGUGUGGAACUAUACGUCCAGUACGGAGCAGUACUCGUCGACCGGGGGAACCAGCCGCCGUGCAGUCCAGGAGCAGGUGGACAAGCUUGCCGCAUGGCUCACCUCACCAGCUCCCCGGUAGCCAUGUAAUCAUACCCCAGGCUGUGGCGGUACACUGCCUGCAGUCUGUGUGCUACAUACACCCUGAGUCUACCGGUAUUUGAAACUCUGAAGGUCGAUCACCAGUCUUGUAACUUAUGCUACUGUUAACUUGUAAGCCCCUGAAGCACUUUAAUUAAAGGUAACUUUGGUGACAGCGCCUAAAUGCCGGCCAGCCAUUGGUGUUAUGACUGUGAUGAUCGGCGGGGUGUGCCGGAGCUCACAGUUCUUCUCGGGAUUAUUAUUUCCUUGCUGCGGGCCUCCACAAACCAGCCUGCCCAGUCGUUGUGGCCUCCCUGCCCACAAUAACACCUCACACUUUUACAAGCAUGCAUGCGCAUGCGCUGUUGUAGCUGCUAAACGUGAUGAAAGGAAAGGAAAUUUCGUGCUUCAUCAUGUCAUCGUGUUAAGCUCAUGCGCACGUCACCAAAGUCUGCCAAGCAUCUUGCUCCAGCUAGGGAGUGACUGAGUGUUCUGUCCUGGGACUCCUGUACAUUAUGUCGUUGCCGUUUUACACAAGGGCCGAGCCCCAACGCCCACACCAAGCAGCACCAAGAGUUCUACUCCUGGUUUAUUACCACACGGCAACACACAGAACAAUCUCGCUUCAAAUAGCUUUCCUCAUCCUUUAUUUUUUAGAUAACCACAUCGAAGUGUCGUUCCGAAUUUAUAACACAUUUCCUUUCUUCCAAAAGCAGUUUCUCUUUUCUUUACUCAAUCUGUUCUUUAUGGAAUAUGAUUUUUGUUUACCUGUCCUUGGCUACACAAAAUGAAAACCUCAAUUUUUGUUUACAUAAUCAUACCGGAACAAUGUCUCUUUGCGUACAAGCAAGAGCACAUGAA